Messenger RNA from Babesia bovis T2Bo, 562 nucleotides. RefSeq lists its product as uncharacterized. NCBI's taxonomy places the organism in Eukaryota, Apicomplexa, Aconoidasida, Piroplasmida, Babesiidae. The transcript is spliced from 2 exons. The coding region runs from base 241 to 522 and encodes 93 amino acids. The record is from RefSeq and is a predicted model, not a curated record.
CAAACUGAGUGGUCAGUGCAUUUGUGUAGUUCAAUUAACUAAAUACCCACUUGUGUUACGGGAAUCUGUUAAUGUUAUAUUGCCACAUUGCGUGGCAUUCCAUCAGACACGUGAUUCCAUCCUAGUGGUAAUAUAAAUAGCUGAUCCACGAAAAUGCCUUGUUAUCGUACUUUAUACAUAUAACAUUACCUGUUGUAUGUAUGAUCCAAGUUUAACUGUUUAUUGAUAUCAGUAGACACCAUGUUUUGUGCCAUUUUUUCAAGGGCCUUUGCUACACACAACAACUCGGUAUCUAUAUUACAGCAGCAUUACAACAGGCUACCAAUUCGUAAAAAGUUUAUACGUGCCAUCAAGCGUGGUACUCUUAUAUGGGAUCGUGGUCAGGUUAAGAUACCACCCUUGUUAUGUGAAGGUUACGACCCGCCUAAACACUGUCUACUGCCAAACGAGAAGCAUCGUCGUAACCAGUACCGUGGUCGUUUUGAGAACUUGAAGUCCAAACGUGUAUCUUUCUACGAUUGAGCGGCUACACCAAACCAUCGCAAGAUAAUUAACAAGUAUA